AUGCACUGGGCCGAGAGCCCCAGCGUCGUCUUCGUCCGCGACUUCGCCUACCCGUGUCCGCAGCGCCGCCGCUUGCGCACCAUGACCUCCGCCGGCGACGUCGCUAACACGCCAGCCCACGUCUACGCAGAGUACGUCCUUGAUCCAUCGCUGCCCGACAGCAGCCUUCCUGCCCCUGUCGCUCAGCCCGAUGGCGAUGAUGCCCCGCCACGGCCACGGCCCGCCCUGCCCUACCGCAUCAAUUCGCACCGUCUGCGCGUGCAAGCCCAUGCUAAGAAUGAGCGCGCCAGGCUCCUCUCCGGCCCGCUUGUCGAAGUCGUGGUCGGCGCCGGUGACGGCAAACGUCAAUGGUCCAUCCAUCGCAACCUGCUGUCCUACCACUCUGACUACCUCGCUUCCGAACUGCAGACCGACGACGCCACCAAGAAUCGGACCGGGAACAAGCUGGAGCUGUCCGAGGACGACCCCAAGGGCUUCGAGUUGUUUGUCAAGUGGCUCUACCAGGGCAAGCUGGACGACGUAAGCAAUGUGUCCGGUGCUGAGAGCAAGUACGACUACGCCGUUGCUUGCCACAGGCUGUUCAUGCUCUGCGAGCGUUUCGAUAUGCCUCACCUGAAGAACAUGGCCAUCGACCAGUACCGAAAGGGCCUGAACGAGGCCCGACUGGUGCCAGACGCGGACGAGAUCAACGAAAUUUAUCGAAACAGUCCAAAAGGCUCGCCGUUUCGCGACCUGAUGACUCGCAUCGCUGCCCGCCAGAUCAUGGAUCCGGACAGUGACAGAGAUGCCGAAGGAUAUCGUCAUUGCUUUGCCGCCAGCCCCGAUUUUGCUGUGGAUCUUGUUAAUGCCAUCAAAUCAGGCUCCGGCGGCUUCUUGUUCGAUGAUCCCACCGAUGGUGAUGAUUGCCUGUAUCACGACCAUGAGCAUGGACCCAAUUGUUACACCAAAGGGAAAGGUAAAGAAGGUAACUACAAGUUCAUUUGA
Molecule: messenger RNA, 984 nt
Organism: Lasiodiplodia theobromae
Lineage: Eukaryota; Fungi; Ascomycota; Dothideomycetes; Botryosphaeriales; Botryosphaeriaceae
Product: BTB/POZ domain containing protein
Exons: 1
Coding region: 1-984 (327 amino acids)
Molecular function (GO): protein binding
Source: RefSeq, a predicted model, not a curated record